AGAACAACAUAACGUGCUUUUGUUUAGUUCUCAUUCUAGCGAUGAACUGAAAACCAUCAGAAUUAACGGUCACACUUCCACCGCUUUCUCAUCGGUUACUGUCAAAGAAGAACAGAUUUGUAACCAAAAUAAUGAACGUUUAUCAUCACAUAUACAUUGAUAGCAUCUUAUGUUCUCUGUUUGAAAUCUUGAAAUUAAUCUUAAUUACAAGGCCAUAGAAAGGAAGAUCAAGUCUUAGAUUGAAAUUACUGGAAAGUUUCUCUAGCAAACAAGUACAACAUGGACCCCCUUUCUACCACCUCAAACCAAACCACAGAGGGAUUUCUGACUCUCCAGUACCAUCUUUUCACACCAGUGUACACCCUGGUAUUGGUUUUCGGGUUACUUGGAAAUCUGGGAGCUUUGUAUUACUUCAUAUGUAAAAUAAAACAGAAGUCUCCCUCCAACGUGUACAUCAUUAACCUGGCUGUGGCCGACACACUCUUUCUGUGCACCUUGCCGUUUCGUAUCCACUACCAUGUCAACGACAGCAUAUGGGUGUUUAAAGACGCCAUGUGCCGCAUCACGGGCACAAUUCACUUCGCCAACAUCUACAUCAGCUUCACCUUCAUGACCUGCAUCUGUGUGGACCGCUACAUCGCCACUGUGCACCCUCAUACCUACCUGCAGCUUCGUAACAAAGCAAUCUCCACAAAGGUGAGUGUUGCCGUUUGGUUGAUUUCCGGCGCGUUCAUGUUGGCAGUCAUGCUGGAGUGCCCGGGGGUCACUGAAAAUAUGAGGUGCUUUGAGAACUUUACUUCAGAACAGUGGGAGCACUUGGCACCCUACAGCUCAGUAAGUCUCAUUUUUGGAUCUCUCCUUCCCUCUGUGGUCAUACUGGUGUGUUACCCCAUCGUGGCACGCAGAAUCGCCCGGAUUAACAACUACACCGCCCGUGGGGCACGGAGGAUCAUCUAUGCAAUCCUGGCCAUCACGGUUCUCUGUUUCCUCCCUUAUCAUAUUGUUCAUUUAGUGUAUCUAAUGUCACGCACGGUAUUACACACCAAGAUGUUCUGGACCGCCCGGAGGGUCACCAUGGCUCUGAUCAGUCUCAAUAGCCUCCUGGACCCGCUGUUGUAUUAUUUUGCAACUGGACACAACAGGUGGAGACUCAAAAGACUGGGUUUUAAGAAUAAAAGGGGAGUGUAUUCAAUUUCUAAUAAUCUUUGAAGUGGUCGAUGACCGAAAGCAGCUGCAAAUCUUGGCAAUUUUAUCUUUGUUCUCUUGAAAAAUAAAAACAUGUUUAAAACAGCAUUCUUAAUAUAAGGUUUUCUUUAAAAAUUAUGAUGGAGCAACCGUCAAGUCGGUAAGGUAUGGAAUAACAAACAAUAUUUGCAAUAGACAAAAAUAGAAAAUUAUUAAAUUAUUGUUAUCAGAUUUUUAGGUGGUGACUGAAAGCACUGUUUGUUCUGUAAAACAUGAAAAACAAGAUUUGCAAAAACAAAUGAAAAAGUCAAUGAACUAUUGAUAUAAAAUAACAUAUCAGAAAGAGAAUGUGUGUAGUAUGUAUGCAAAAUUACAUUCUUGUCUGCAAUUGUAAAAGCAGGCUAUACAGAAUUAUAACUGUAAGUUGCUUCAGAUAAGAUAAAAGCAUCUGCCAAAUGAAUAUAUGUAAUUGCUAUUACAAAGCACAAAUGAUACAU
This is a messenger RNA of Triplophysa dalaica, 1682 nucleotides long. Its product is annotated as P2Y purinoceptor 2. The coding region runs from base 280 to 1209 and encodes 309 amino acids. Gene Ontology annotation, molecular function: oxysterol binding; G protein-coupled receptor activity. Gene Ontology annotation, cellular component: membrane. The record is from RefSeq and is a predicted model, not a curated record. The transcript is spliced from 2 exons. Lineage: Eukaryota; Metazoa; Chordata; Actinopteri; Cypriniformes; Nemacheilidae. Gene Ontology annotation, biological process: G protein-coupled receptor signaling pathway.